This is a messenger RNA of Scatophagus argus, 9451 nucleotides long. Its product is annotated as MICOS complex subunit mic25a-like. The record is from RefSeq and is a predicted model, not a curated record. NCBI's taxonomy places the organism in Eukaryota, Metazoa, Chordata, Actinopteri, Scatophagidae. The transcript is spliced from 9 exons. Gene Ontology annotation, cellular component: MICOS complex; mitochondrion. Bases 128 to 895 code for a protein of 255 amino acids.
AACGAAUCUGGCAACCUACAUCCCAUCUGUCACCUCUGUCAUUGGGCUGAACGGUCGUAUUAUUUCAUGUCAGUAACAUUGUUCCACUCAGGAUCACCAGAAAAGCUGACACUUAACACUAGAAGACAUGGGUUCGGGAGAGAGUAGGACCAGGAAAGUGUCCUUCGGUGUCGAUGACGAGGACAGAGUCAGGAUUCUUCGUGGAGUCAAGUUGUCAGAAGAUGUACUCCAGAGGAUGAGAGGAGUAGCCAACAUUGCUCCAGAACGCACUUCAUCAACCUCAGUCCCUCAGAAAGACACAGGUGCCUCUGGCAGUGCCAGCUCAAGCUCUCGACCCCAGCAGAGCCCACAGCACCGGGCCCCACCCAGCAGCCAGUCCAACAACAGCAAACCAGCCUCCUACGCUAAGGACGAACAGAGAAGGUAUGAACGCCAGCAGAAAAUCUUGAAGGAGGAAUUGGCCAAGGUGGCACAGAGAGAGAGCGAGGCAGCGAGGGAGGAGAUGACGAGAGAAAGACUCCACAUGCGCCAGGAAGCCGAGAAGGCCAAACAACUGUCUGCAGAUGAGAUAAAUGCGAUGGCUCAGCAGCUACAGAAGAAAGAUUCACAGUUGAAAGCGUUGGAUGCCUUCUACAAGGAGCAGCUGGCACAGCUGGAGAAAAGGAACUUGGAAAGAUACGAACAGAGCAAGGAGCAAUUUCACCAAGCUGCCUCCAAGAUGGAAGAAAGCGUGAGGUCUCACAACACAGACCCGGUGUGUCCUGGCCUGCAGGCUCAGAUUCUAUCCUGUUACAGGGAGAACAGAAACCAGACUCUAAGGUGUUCAGACCUGGCCAAAGAAUACUUGCAGUGCAUUGAUGCUGCAAAGAAGCUCACAGUGCCAAAGAAAAACUGAUCAAGCGUCACCGGACCACAAGGGUAGAAUGCGUAUUGUAGCCAUGAGGGUCUGCUGACCAAAAGUUUUAUUUUCCACGUCUUUGUACAUUCAUGAAAUAAUAAGGAUGAUUUUUUUUUUUCCUGCAGUUGAAACUCACUUUUUUGAGCCGUUCCACACCCUGCAGUAGGAUGUUUCUGGUGUUGUCUAACCAGAUAAAAGUUUAAGACUGAUUGUGGGGCAAAUUUUGGCCAAGUACCUUCAAAAGGUCUGCAUAGAUGAUGCGGUAGCGUUAGACAACCGAGAGAUUUUGGCUGUUCAGCUGAGACUGUGAUGAUUUACUUUAAGCAUGGUUGAUUCUUACAAGCUGAAUUUGUCAAAGUGUUGACUAAAAACAGAAUGAAGGCAGCUGGUAGCCUGGGAGGGGUGUAGUGCAAAGCUGGGGCCCACAUGUUCCACAAGUCCGAAGCUUCCUGUUGAAAAGACGAUGCAAGUGAGGGGUGUUUUAGUUUUUUUUUUUCCUUUGUUGUUUUAUGUUACAUCUAUAACUUUGGCUGCCACAGAUUCACACAAACUCAGAUACAAACAUGCCUGUGCUUUGUGAACCCUGCGAUUUCACACUGCCGCAGUACGUUUUCGCUGAGUGACCUUGAGUGUGAGUGUGUUGGCUCCAUUGAAGAGUUUGUAGUCAUGGUUUCUGACUCACUGGAAAACAGCCAGGCACAGAGUGACAGAGGUUAGGGCAGUCAUUACUGUCAGCGUAGGCACACACGCACGCAGGUCAUAAGAACUCAUAUGAACAUUUAAGCCCACUUCCCUCACAAAGCAGCAAGGCAAAUUUACCUUGAAGCUGAAAUCCCUUUUUUUUCUAUUUCCUACCUAGUCAAAUAUUUCUUUAUGAAUUCUUUUAUUUCUUAAGUAAUAACUUUCUUUAACAGGACACACUGUUUCCCUACUUGUUGAGGUGCCCAGAAUGAAAGGGGUUUGUUUUAUGGUUACUUACAUUACACAUGCUUACAUCAGCGCAGUCGAGGACGCUUUUGUCAGUUGGUUUAUUUGAUUGUUCGUCAGUUUAUUUUCGCUGUAGCCUCUUUUUUUUAAUCUAUCUUUAAUGAAUCUUCCUUCAUCUGUCAAUUUUGCUUUUCUGCCUCUGCUUUUUUGUAAACCAGCAUCUUUUAUCUGAAUUCUAUGUCUGUCUGCAACUUUGUAUUUUUUCCCUCUGUGUCUGUGUCCACCCCUCUCUCUUUGUCUCUCUGGUAUUAUUCUGUCUUGUCCUAUCUGUUUGUCUCUUUCUAAACCUUUCUCUUCUUUUUCCUGACUGCUUCCUUCAUUUCUCUCUUGCUGCUCUACAGUGGACUUAUUGAUUUCAUUUUCAUACUGUUGGCAGUUUUGCCCUUAGUCAUAAACCAUCAGGGUUGCCUCCUUUCAAGCCAGCAUUGAUCACUGUACAGCCUAUCACAACCAAUCACCCUUGAGCAUCAUUAUCUGCUCUUCUUCUUUCUCUUUUGUUGUUUGUCUGUCUUGUAUUGCAUGUUCUGUGGCUUAUAUUUUUUAAUCUAGCAAUCACCUCGCUAAAAACACAACCCUGUACAUUUAUGUAUUUGGGUAGACCCCCACCCCCACACACACACACACACACACACACCACUACCACACAGAUUCCUAAGUGCUGUGAAAAAUAGUUUACUCAGAUGGAACGCUGAAGGCUUUCAAAGAAACCUAAAUCGCCAAACUUUCAAAAGAAAUUGUUUGAACAUUGCUGUUCUUGUUGCAAUUAAAUUGAACUUUUGCUGGCCAUACACGUGCCUGUGUUUGUGAGCCAUCUUUGACAGUCAGUGUGUGUCUGCCACUCUUAGCCACAGUGUUACACAUUUUAUAUUCUCUCUGAGAGACGUUUAAGACUUGCUGGGUCUCUAUCUGCCGCCUCUUUUUCUGUCCUCAUCCUUUCUCUCCCUCUCCCAAAUUUCCUUUUCUCUGCCUUUUGUUGCACUGCAGUGUUCGAUCGAACACCACAUCAAGCCAAAUCUAGAGCCUGUGUUUCCUCUUUCAUCCGCCUCGUGGCCCCCGGUGGCCCUCAGACGCCUCAAAGCUUUGAAACGAGUUGAGAGUCGGGGAUGUGGAGACAUGGAGGGAGGGGCAGUUGAGGGUGCUCACAAUUGCCUCCUGAGGGAGGCAUUUUCACCUGCUUUUGUACCCCUCGCUCGCUGUACCCUGACCUUUCUGAACACCACCAUGCCUGUCGGCUCGCGCCACCAGACCCCCUACUCUCUCUCAGUCUUUCUGCCUAGUCUAGUGGGGGUCCCCUAUAAUAAUUCAACAGAACUCUGUAUUGUGUUCUGUUGAAAGCCGCCCCGGCUGCAUAAGCAAUUUAAACACUCAGCUGAUUUUUUUUUUUUUUUUUCAGGUUGCGUUUUUCACCAAUAUUCUGGUCAGUAUUUUAUCGCCCCCCCUGUCUUGCGCUUAGCAAGAGGUUUUGUGGAACUAAGACCACCAGCGGGGAUAAGAGAGGACAACAGCAGGGUUUUUAGGUGGGUUUUUCUCUGGCUUUUGUUGCCUCGAAUCAGCCACAACAUUAUCGGAACAGUCCACUUUGUACCAGCCUCUCUUUUGUGUCCUGUUGUCACUCAAUCCAUCUGUCUCUCCACCUCCUCUUUCUCUUUAUGAGUUGAGGCCUGCCUCUCUUUUGUGAUUGCUCUCCAAUUCACACCCUGUACUCCCAAAGAGAUUGAUUUUUUUUUUUCUUUCUUCUUCUGUGGCAUUUUUGUACAUAAAUAAAUACUGUUGUGUUAUUGUUUGCUCUCAGAGCUGUGUUGACAAGUUUACUUUCAUCUGAAACUUUGGAAUUGUGUUUUUUUUUGUACUGCAGUUAUUUACAAUUCUUUGUCUAGCAGAUGUUUCAUUUCUAAAGAACUAAAAUUAAGAUCGAUGAGCUUGUCACUUUUGGUAUUUUUUUGUCCCUUAAAAUCUUACUUUUCCAUCUGUGCUUCUAAUUAACAUAAUUAAAAGUGUUGCCCUACAAUUAGCUUGAGGAUAGUAUCAGCUGUAUCUGUUUGCUAUAUCUGUUUACACUAAUUUCCACCACUGCUGUAUGGUGUGUUUGGUGGCCAGAGGCUAAGGUUACACUUUCUCUCAGUGCUUUGAGCAGUAAGAUAACAUUCUGUCUAUCAAAACUCUCCUGUUCUCCAAGAAGAGUGAACUUCUCAGUAGUGCAACAAGAGUCUAGAGCCUUUUAAACAUUUUUUACACCAAAGUAAGCACUUUUUAAAUGUGAGUAAAGCUGCUAAAAAGUGAAAGUAGAAAGUCGCAUGGAGGCCAUUGACAAUGUCUCAGCGGUUACUUUUUCUAUCUUAUUUACUUCAGUCUCUUUUUCACACUCAGCGUUGUUUGAAUGAUGUUCGAGCGCUGCCUCAUCAGAGACGAUGGAAAACUAUUUACAUGCCAACAUCCGGAACCUGCAUCAUUCCAUCAGGCUGGAAAAAGGAGGAAAUUAGCAUGUCCACAUGACUGUUAUGUUUUCAUCACUGUUGAUUGGAGCUGGAACUGAAAAAUACCUUUGACUGCUGCUGAUUGUACCCUUUCCCACUGAAGACAAAAUCCAGAUGCUAGUGAGUGUGAGUGGGUUUUUGUCCUGUGUGAAAGGGGUAUUAGGUUUUGAAUGCUCAUAACUGUUUGUUCUGAUUUUUCUGACAGUGAAUUCACCUCUUCAGUCACCAAGCAAACAUUCAUAAUCCAAAUUCUAAUCAUGUGUCCUGCUCAUCAAAUGUGAGGAUUUGCCUUCCUAUGUGAGCAAAAAUAAUGAUGAAAAUGUUUAUUAUAUAUUAUAUAAUAUCUGUCUUUUUAAUAGCAGAAUAGCAGUGAAAGAAGCUGAUUAUCUAGCUAGCCUUAAAUGAACUUUGUUAGUGGAGGCAAUCUUUGCAGUACAUGUUCUCCUCCACACUCCCCUCCAUCUCCAUCCCUCAGCAGUGGAGUGGUCAGGCCUAUCAACCACAGAGCCUCAGCCUAUCUACCUGGGAGCCCCAAUUGCCUGCCAGUCAUCAGAUAAAAUGGAUUUCCAAUUCAGUCAAGGCUCCCAGGCUAGGUCAGGCAGAGCGUACAACAGGCACACUCUUCUACCUCUCCUGACUUUCUGUUUAUUUGUUUUUCUCUUUCUAUCUCCUACUGUGUUGGGCCCCUGCUCCUCUUCUUCUCUCUCCUCUCCCCUCACUCUUUCUCCCUGAUCUACUGGUCAGAGCUCGUUGUAAAAGCCCAGAUACCAGUCAGUGCUCUAUUUGGGAGGCAGUGUGAUGUAACCCCAGCAAGUCUUCUUAGUCAUUGACUACUUUAACUCAGAAUGUUUCUUCAUUAGAGCAACGGGUGGGAAAUCCAUUAGUUUGUUAGCGGGUGAGUUUUGAGGCGUUACCAUUUUUUAUAAUGCAGCAGGAGAGCACCAUUUUAAGAACUUGUUAAAUUACUUUUUUACUGUUAAACAGUUCUUUUACUGUAUCUGUGAGCUACAUUCAGUCAUACAGUAGGCUAUAAUAAACUGCAACAUGGUGCGUAACUUGUAGCCUUUAUGUAUCUCAUUUAGGGUCCCUGUCAGCUUCAUCUAAACAGGUGAUUGUUUCCUGGGGUCCAGUUGGUUUUGAUAACUGAUUAAUCUGUAAAGUAAAAACCGGUUUUCUGCUUCUCAAAUGUAAGGUUGUAUUACUUUUCUCUGUUUUAUAUCACAAAUUCAGUAGCUUUGGGAUUUGGAGUAAUCAAGUAAUUGAAAAAAUAAUGAACUGAUGAUUUUGAAAAUGUUUCAUGAUUGUUUUUGUUCUUUUUGUAACUGUUCUAUUUCCUAUAUUUUUGAAUAGAAGUGGGAGAAGCUGAUUAACCAGGUAGCCUGAAAUGAACUGUAUUGAUGGGGACAGUAGUUGCAGUCCGUGUUCUCCUCCAUAUUCCCCUGCAAAUACCAUCUUCUACAUCAAAUGGCAGUGAAUCUCUGCAGCACAGACAUUUUUCCUCACAGUGAACACGUGUAUGACCAACUGCUAAACUGUUCUUGUCCAAGGGCAAAGAUUUGACGGAAAGAUUUUUAGCAUUUUGUUGCUGCUCCGGAGUUUGAGUCAUAUCAUAAGAUUUCCAUAAGCAGGUUAAGAUUGCCUAUGUCACUGUCAUUUCCAUUUUCCCGAGCCCUUCAAGCACUUCUUGUCCAUGUUGACUGAAAAGCUGAUUCUCGACCUUGGACAUAACAUAGUGUCAAAUUUUGCUGCAAAUACCAGUUUUUAAUGUAGCAGUUUGCUCUGUAUGUAGUUAAAGACUGCCCGUGACAAACAUAAAACUAAGAACAACAGUCUAAGAAGAUACUUAGAGAAGGGAAGCAUAAUCAGGUUACAUGAAGUCGAAGACUUUUUUUUUUUUUUUCAUUUUAAAAGCUCAUCUGUCAUUAUUAUACUCUAAAGAAACUGUUUUCAUUUUCCAUCAUCCUGCAGCCUGCAUGAUGCAAGUGACUCAUUUAGGUCUACAGCUUUUUGUUUUGACCUGAAAAAUUGUGAUUUUAAAUGACACAAGUCUCCAAUAUCUAACCUUCAGGAUGUGUGUGUGUUUAUAUUUAUUUAUUGGAAGCAUUUAUUGCUUUAUUUAUUUAAGAACUGAAGCAUUGACUUAAGAGAAUUUAAAUAAGAAAUAUUUCCCAGGUUUGCAUUUCAGUUAUUUUACAAUGCAGUAUAUAAACAUCCACUAUACUUUGGAACGGUGGAGUAGCCUCAAUAACAGAGUGGAGCAGAUAGGAGAGGAGAACAGAAGAAUGGGUAGAGAAUGAAAGGUGAGGGAGGGAAAACAGAGGGAUGAGAUGAUAGGACAGAGGGGAGCCAUAUUGAUCACACUGCUGUGUUCAGUCUCUCUGUGGUUUUAAUGGUGUGAGUUUCACAGCUGGAGUGAACUCUGCAGUGCUUAGAACGGAUACGAUGCCCUCUCCACACACGUGCAGUACGCGCACAAACAGUACACACAAACAGUCUGUCUCUCCACCAGCUGGCUUCAGGUCAAUGCACCCCUAGCUUUUAGUCAAUGCAGCUCAUUGCAUCGUUCCACAUGGGUUAAUGGAGCAACAGGACUUGAGUGGGACCAGUAGUCAUUCUGAAACAGCCCUCCUACUGCUGUCCAGCCUCUGAACCCAAGCAGGGCUGAGCCUGAUCUGUUUCUGACUGAAACCAAAGCAAAAUUUGAGUUUUUUUUCUACCUUGGUUUUAUGAUAUAUAUAUUUUAAAAAACUGGAUAAACAAUACACGUAAUUCUUGUAUUACUCACUGGAACUUGUUGAAUUGAAAGUUUUUGUUUUAAUCAAAGAAAGCAUAACAUUUAAAUAUCUGCCCCAAUAAUUAUAGUAAUGUGAGAAUUACAAUUACAAUAUAAAUUCUUCUAACAAAAUUGUGCAUGAGUGAAGUGAGCUCUUUGUGGGUACAUAUAUACAGUGAAUCAUUCAUCAUCAUAUAAAGAUCUACAUACAUGCUAGUGUCUCUGUGAGGCCGUACUGAGGCACAGUAUUGCUUUGAGCUAAAUGCUAAUGCCAGCAUGCAAACAUGCUGAUGUUUAUCAGGUUCCUUUUAUCUUCUUUGCUGUCAUAGUUUUGUGUGGUAGCAUGCUAAAACUUAGCAAUUUCUAGUUAGCAGUAAAUUGAAAGUACAGCUGAGUCUUGUGGCAGUUUCACACAUGUGGUAGGUAUUUGAUCAUGGACCAAAGUAAAAGACAACAAGUUAUUUAAUAACCACAUUAACAUUAUUAUUGUGCAUUAUGCAUUAAGGGGGGCAGCAGUGGACUAGAGGUUGGAGAAGCGGCUUGUGAUAGGAGGGUCAUCAGUUCGAUUCCCCCACCGUACAAUCAGGAAAACUUGGGGUGUGGAGUGAUUAAUUAGAGCAAGUCACUUAACCCGUCACCUUGCUCCCCAGGUGCCUGACAGUGGCAGCCCACUGCUCCUGUGUGUGUUUCACUGCAUGUAAUUUGCUGGGUGUUGCAUGUGUGUUCAACCAAGAAUGGGUCAAAUGCAGAGGAAAAAUUCAGUGUAUGUAUGUAAAAAUAUAUAUACUGCCAAUAAAGCUGAUUCUUCUUCUUAACAUUAUGUUCUUAGGAGAACAUGAAUAUCAACCAGAUUCCACAGCCAACCUUCAAAUAGAGGAUGAACCGAGUAAUUCACAAUCAAAAAUGUUACAGGAAACCAUUGUCUCUCUUGGAAGGCUUCAGUAAUAGGGCUUCAAAGGGUUUAUCGACACUCACAUAGACACAUAGAAAGCCAAUUACCUGCUAUUAAGCAUCCCCCUUACGGUGUAUAACUAAAUAGGGUCUGUGAAGACCAUCUCACUAACAAGGUACUGUAUAUCACCAAGCUUUUAUUGAUCAUUUGAGGUUGUACUCCAAGUAUAUAGAAAUAGGUGUGCAUAGUGGCAAAGCCCCGUUCAAAGUGGCUAGUUAUGACCUUGGCUGGAUAAGCUGUGUCUCUCUCAGGAUCAUCUUUCCAGGAUUUCAACAUGUUAAUCGAUGAUAGCUAUUUCAUGGGAGAGCACACAAUCUGAGCGGCGCCCUCUCACGGUGUUUAAGACAAGGUUAUGCACUGUAGCUUGGAAUCAUGAUGUCAGACAUGUUGUGUUCUCUCGGGUACAGUGAGUAGCUAGGGGAUUGCACUUCUUUGAGCAAUCACAUGUAGCUGCUAGGUAAGAUCAGUAGACUAGAGCUGUCUUGGAGGUAAAGGCAUGGAAUAGAAUAGGCUGAACAAAGACUUAGAACAAAGAAUUUACCUGGUUAUCUGAAAUGGGUUCCAGGUAGAGCUCAUGAUAAUAAGGAGUUCUGAGUAACACCAUCAAGGCUGGACCUUAACAUUAUUUUUUACAUGUAUAACCAACUUCUGUAAAUCAGAUAAAAAAAAGUUGCUCUUGUAACUUACAUAUUUUAAAGGAUUCAUCAGUCAAAGAGGGUUACAUUAGAUAUAGGUUCUAAUGGGGAUCCCUUUAGUGCAGGUUCUGAUUAGAAACCUUGGUUGUAACCUUUAAACAGGGUUCCUUUCAGCACUAAAUAUUUUCAUUUUCAAUGGAGAAACACAAAAACUUAAAAUAGCUCUACUUUUGCCACUUGUGUUGUUAAAGGUUUUAUUGUUCUUCAAAGUAAAGUAUGAUUGCUAAUCCUGCUGGAGUGUUACUACUGGUUGAUGCUUAUCAUUUUCUGGUUUUAAUAGAUACUGUAUGCCUGCCAGUAAGUAAAAACAAAUUUUACUAGAACGAUGUCGCAAAUAUAGAAAUGGUAUUGCCAUUACAUUAAAAAAAACCAUACAAAUGCAUUUACAGUUGCAGAAAUCUGAAUGUGUGAAUCUCUUUCUUUCGGAAUAUAAGUUUUUUUGUACAUUAUUAUGAAUUGGAAAUACCCUUGACAUCAGCGCCGUCAUAACCAAAACCUCAACUUUAUCAACAAGAGACAUCAUCUGCAAUAUUUACGGUUUAACAGGUUGAACAAAUAUCAUUGUACUCAGAACAUUAUUGAGUGUCAGUGUUCCAGACUCUCCUCCCCAUCAUGAGGUAGUCUGCAGCAUAUGUGUUUGUGGGAAUAGCAACCCUCUCUUAAUAUAUUUCU